CAGUUUGAGAAUGAACUCAUUCGGUUUGUAGCACAUCAACACAAAUAAAGCAGACAUAAUUAAUUAAUUGUAAAUCACACUGUGAUCGCCAUGGUUUUGGUACCGCACCAUAAAUGCGAAUGAGUGGACCGUACCAGCAGACCGGUCCAACUGGCAGGAAAAGGGGGCGUGUCAGGCGUGUAGCGUGACGUAACCACGCUUAUUAAGUCAUCUUGUUGUGUCGGCGGCCUUCAACAUGUGCUGCUCACCUUCUCGACAAUUCUUCACCUUGCUGUGAUCGCCACACUUUUGUCACUCGGGUCUUUUUUGUUUGCACUUUGUUAUAUAAUCUCACAGGUUGUUUUAUUUUUGUUAAAGUGGAAAAAGUUUUUUUGUGUGGUCGCUAUGGGGAAGCUGGAGCGUCACUCUGCAGCUUGCGAGCCACAUCCUUUCUAUCAUGACGUGAAGAUGAGCAGCACCCAAAGGAUCAGGGGUAUCAUCUUAGGAAGCGUCCUCUUCCCACUUCGGCUAAGCCUGAUGAGCAUCUUUUUCCUCCUCAUGUGGCCUUUGGCCCGCCUCCACUUGGCUGGCCUGUCCCAGGAGGAGCGCUCUCGUCCAGUCACAGGCUGGCGCCGCUGGCUUUUCCACCCAAUCAUGUGGUUCCUGAGCCGAGCUGUCUUCUUCUCCCUGGGCUUUGUGUGGGUUAAAGUGAAAGGUCGACGGGCAGACCUGAAGGAGGCGCCCGUGCUGGUGGUGGCGCCCCAUAGCAGCUUUCUGGACAUGCUGGUCCUGUGUUCCACUCAGCUGCCUACUGUGGUGUCCCGCUCUGAGAACACAAGCCUGCCGGUCAUUGGAGCCCUCCUGGAGUUCAACCAGUCGGUCCUGGUGAGCCGAAGAGAUCCAGAAUCCAGAAGAAAGGCUGUCGCCGAGAUUGCAGAGAGGGUCACCUCUAACGGCUACUGGCCUCAGAUGCUGAUGUUCCCUGAAGGCACCACCACCAACGGCAGCGUUCUCAUCAAGUUCAAACCCGGUGCCUUUCUCUCCGGCGUUCCGGUCCAGCCAGUUCUGUUGCGUUACCCCAACAAAUUGAACACUGUUCGCUGGUCAUACACAGGGACAACAUGGCUUGAGGCACUGUGGCACACCAGCUCCCAACUUUACACCAACAUGACUGUGGAGUUCUUGCCUGUCUACACGCCCUCGCAGGAGGAGAGGAACAACCCCAGCUUGUAUGCCGACAACGUGCAGAAGGUCAUGGCCAAGGCCCUCAGCAUACCGGCUAAAGACUACGUGAUGGAGGGCGACGUGCCCGUCUGCAAAGUGGGCGGUCUCUCGCUCCCCCUGGUGUCACCUGGCCGUGAAACACUGACUCUGCUGCACAAGGCUGGGUUGGGGAGCAUCUCUGUUCCAUCACUUUCAUCUACAGUAUGUGCAACUUUUAUAAUGUGUGUGUGUGUGUGUGUGUGUGUGUGUGUUAGCUUGGGAACAUGUGAAGUGGAAGUGGCGCUGCAAAGAAUGAUUGGCAGGUGUCAGAACGGCGCCCAGGGAACAACGGUGAGCGCCGAAGAGCUCUCCUCUCUUCUUGGACUGGUGGACCAGCGGACGGCAGUGAACAUCUGCAGCCUCUACUCCAAGGAAAAAAUGGUGGACCUGAGGCAAAUCUAUUUGAAUGUAGCCGCCCUCUCUGGCCUGUUUAGCAUCGAGUCUGUCCUCCACACAGCCUUCAGUUUGUUUGACACAGACGACAAAGGAAGUCUGAGUGCCGAGGAGCUGUCCGGCCUGAUGGGGGCACUGCUGGGCUUACGUCAAAAUCACACUGCUGAGCUCUACUCUGUGGCCUCCAACCACGGCCUGUUGACUCAAGAUGACCUUCUGCAAGUAUUCACGAGCCACCCGACCUAUCAGGAAGUCGCGACCAGGCACCUGCAGCCCGACAAGGAGACAGGUCCGCUUCUAGCCCACACCCACAAGACUGUUGUGAACAACAACGGUGACAUGAUCAAUGGUAACAAAUCUCUCAAAAGAGAAUGAAGAGAUUUUUUUGGACAUGAUUACACUUUUUUUUUUUUUUUUUUUAACUUCAGUGACACUUCAACAAAAAUAGUGCCAACAAAACUAAUACUUGAACUGUGUGCCUUUGUUCCAUUUGCUAUGUGAAGUCUUUGUAAAUGUAUUUAUAUGUCUUCUAUAUACUGUAUAUGAUUGGUUUUAAAAAGGGGUAAGCUGUGAAAAAGUGUUUUUAUAUAAAUAGCUCCAUUUAUAUCGACAUGUGGAAUUAAAUGUCAAUCUACUGUUUUUCCUUGUCCACACUUUUAAGAAUGACCUACUACUAUAUGCUGUAUUUUAUAAUAGCCUACAAAGGCAAGAGUUUUUAUUUCAAGUGUCGAAUGUUGUUUUGGAAUAAAAGGGCUUGAAAUCCAAAUAAAACAUUUUUACUACUUUUUUUAAAUUAUUGAACCGUAUCAGUCAAGUCUAACCAUUAUCCUUCUAAUGAGUCAAGGUAGGUUUUACAUUGAAGAAUGUAUGUUUAUGAAUAAAAUAUUUCUCAGAAGAACAUCUGUAAGUUGCAGUCAUGUGUAAAGUUAUCGUCAAUGGGGAUGCCUUGACGCCAAAUAGACAACAAGCUAAACUCGUUGGAGCGCAGAUGAAAAUUUUUGGCGUCUGCUUGCCCUUUUUUUUUUUUUUUUUGUCCCAUAACCCUUAGGAUCUUUUAAGAAAUGUAAAAUCACCACAUCCGUUGCAAGAGGGUUUUCU
Dunckerocampus dactyliophorus (ringed pipefish) is the source of this 2733-nucleotide messenger RNA. RefSeq names its product lysophosphatidylcholine acyltransferase 4 (gene lpcat4). Bases 385 to 2010 code for a protein of 541 amino acids. The record is from RefSeq and is a predicted model, not a curated record. Gene Ontology annotation, biological process: phosphatidylcholine acyl-chain remodeling. Gene Ontology annotation, molecular function: calcium ion binding; 1-acylglycerophosphocholine O-acyltransferase activity. The transcript is spliced from 12 exons. Gene Ontology annotation, cellular component: endoplasmic reticulum. NCBI's taxonomy places the organism in Eukaryota, Metazoa, Chordata, Actinopteri, Syngnathiformes, Syngnathidae.